Molecule: messenger RNA, 858 nt
Organism: Bathycoccus prasinos
Lineage: Eukaryota; Viridiplantae; Chlorophyta; Mamiellophyceae; Mamiellales; Bathycoccaceae
Exons: 1
Coding region: 1-858 (285 amino acids)
Source: RefSeq, a predicted model, not a curated record
AUGGAGGCUUUGUUUAAUAACGCUUUAUCGUCGACUUUAGCAUCGCGGAGAGGCGGAGGAGGAGGAGACCAACACCCGGAAACGACGACGACGACGAGUGGUGAUGUCAUACAGCUCGAACCGAACACGAAUCGAGAAAUAACGUUUCGGGUGUGGUGUCACGGGUCGUGCGCGCGAUUCACGUGCGCGUCCACGUUGGACGAGGAGCAUUUACCCCCAACCUGUCCGGCGUGCGGCGAGAGCGAAUUUUUAGAGCUCGUGCCGUUUCGAGAGACGGUGGAAGAACACGGGUUGUUUUCGGAAGGCGCGGUGUGGACGGAAUACGACCGCCCGGCACGCCGCUUACCUUCGCCGCCACCCACGAGGCAACCACCACUUGCAUUCGAUCGGAUGCGAAUGAUAGAGGAUAUGAUUGAGCGAUCGAUGAACGGGGAUGGGAACGUGAACUUUUUCGAUUUGGACGACAGACGUUUCGAACAACCGCUGAGCGAGAAGGCGAGGGAGGAAACGCUGCGAAGGUUUACGAUGAUAGAAGAAAACAAAGGAGAGAUGGACGGGAAAACGAAAACGAAGAAGAGGAAAAUAAGAAAAGGCGGCGGUGAAAACGAGAAGGAUGAAACGCAGUGCGCGGUGUGUUUGGACGAGAUGAAGAAAGGUGAGGAGAUGUGCGAGUUGAAGAAGUGCGGGCACGUGUUUCAUUACGAGUGCGUGGACGAGUGGUUUAAAUCGAAGAACAGUUGUCCCGUGUGUCGCGACGUUUUGGAGAAAACAUCAACGACACCAAGAAAGAGUCCAGGGUCGAGGAGUGGCGGCGGUGGCAGAGGUUUCCGAAACGCCAGCCAACAGAGGAGGAGGUGA